AUGAUUGGAGAAUAUCAAAUUUUAAGUACAUUAAGGUAUGAUUCUAAUCUCGCCAAAUUAGAGGGAAUCACGUUAAAUACAGAUAAUGAUUUAGUUGUGCAGUAUUCUACUGUUAAUGAUGAUUUCUUGUUAGAUACCAAAUGCAAUGGUUAUGAAUGGAAAGCAGAAAUGAUUCAGGAUGGAACAAAAGACUUUCAUAUAUUCCAGAAGGAGUUUUCACAAGUAAAUAACAUAUCACUUACCAAAUUAUCAUUACCCCUAGAUUCUAUAAAAAAUUUUGAUGAUAGAAUAAUAGUAGAUGCAACUUACAUGGAUUUCAUUCAAUCAAGAUGUUUAUUUGUUCCACAACAUUUGGCUAGAAUUAAUUUAGCAUUAAAAUAUUUUGAUUGUCCCAGGGAACCACUUACAUUAAACGAACUUCUUACUUUGUUGAUCGACACAUUUAUUGAUAAAAGUAAAACAUUAAUGGAUAAUUUAAAAGAGAUGGGCAAUGUAAGUAACUCUCAAAUAUACAAGAUUAGAAUACUAAUUGAUAAAAAUGGGCAUGUUAUCACUGAGGCUCAUCCAUUGAAUCUUUCUUCAGAACACACUACAUCCAAAACAUGUACUCAAUAUUUUUACAAAACGUUAUUAAAUGGUCUUUGUGAGACAUCAAAUAACAUAUGGAGUAUAUUUAAGGAUAUUGAACCAAUUACAUCAACUACUCCUUACACCACAUUCAAGACAACAAACCGUCUUCAUUAUACAUUAGCUAGAGAGAGAAUGAUGAGAAUGAUUACUAAAAGUAAUAAUACUUACUUAAAUAAAACUAAAUGUGAGAUAUUGCUAUUUAAUCAGAGCAGCUUUGUAAUGGAAGGUAGUAUCACUAACAUUGCCGUUUCCCGUAAAAAUAAACAAAAUCGUAUUCAAUGGAUAACACCUCCGUUACGGAGUGGCUGUCUUUGUGGUAUAUUUAGAUAUUAUUUAUUACGAAUGGGUUAUAUUGAAGAAGAUGAUAUUAAACUGAACGAAAUUAAUAUUGGCGAUACAAUUUUAAUUUUUAAUGGCGUCAUGGGUUGUGUUAAGGCAAUUGUAACAAAGUAA
This is a messenger RNA of Arxiozyma heterogenica, 1083 nucleotides long. It is a transcript of the gene ABZ2, whose product is annotated as aminodeoxychorismate lyase ABZ2. Gene Ontology annotation, biological process: carboxylic acid metabolic process. The transcript has a single exon. The coding region runs from base 1 to 1083 and encodes 360 amino acids. Gene Ontology annotation, molecular function: catalytic activity. Lineage: Eukaryota; Fungi; Ascomycota; Saccharomycetes; Saccharomycetales; Saccharomycetaceae. The record is from RefSeq and is a predicted model, not a curated record.